Messenger RNA from Hemiscyllium ocellatum (epaulette shark), 1896 nucleotides. Its product is annotated as leucine-rich repeat-containing protein 43-like. Gene Ontology annotation, molecular function: protein binding. NCBI's taxonomy places the organism in Eukaryota, Metazoa, Chordata, Chondrichthyes, Orectolobiformes, Hemiscylliidae. The record is from RefSeq and is a predicted model, not a curated record. The transcript is spliced from 12 exons. The coding region runs from base 1 to 1896 and encodes 631 amino acids.
AUGAACACUGUUACAGCUUUCAAAGCUUUCCAGCAACAGAUUCAGUCACUGUGUUUGAAUGACUUUCCCUGUGGUACUGGGAGUUGGAACAGUUCAAGGCAUUCAACAAAAAAGGCUAAAAGUUUCAAAUUACUGAAGGGUCAUGGACAGAAGGAAAAGAUAAAGGGCAAAGAUGUAAAUGAGGAAGAGCCUGAGGCCUUGAAAGAGUACCUGACGUGUGAGCAAUCACCGUGGAAAACAGAAAAUGUGACCCCAGAGACCCAACAUCUAAAGGAACUGGCAAUCACUUCACCAUCUCUCAUAAAUGAGCACUUCCUUUGUUCCUAUUUACAAUCUUUAAGACUUGUUAAUAAGCAGAUCUGUGAGGUUGACAAGCAAAUGUUGAAAUUUCAGAAUCUGGAAGAACUUAUAUUAAGUGUCAAUAAAAUCACCUCGUUAAACUCAGCAAAUCUUCCGAGAAAGCUAAAGAUUCUUGAGCUCUGCUCCAAUGAGAUUUCCUCUUUGCAACAACUGAGCUCCAGUCCACCACCAAUGUUGCAAUACCUUGGGUUGUCAUACAACAAGCUUUCACUGCCCUCUGACAGCAGAUAUCUCUCAAGCAUGUUCUGGCCUAAUUUAAUAUCCCUCGACUUGAGUUUCAAUGACUUUAUCAAUCUGCGGGAUAUUGUAACUUCUCUCUCUUCCCUGCCAAACCUGAAGAACUUUAUUCUCCUUGGAAAUCCAUUGGCUCUUUUUCCGUAUUACCGGGGUUUUACAAUAGACAUUCUGCAGAACCUUGUUUCGCUAGAUGACGUUUUGAUAUCCCUUGAUGAAAGACAUCAUUUUAAGGGUAUUGCUUCACAUCAAGAUUUUAUUGCUCCUGAAACCAAGGUAACAAUAGAAAUUGGAAAAGUUACAGGUAUUCCCAACCCCAUCGACCCCCUGGAUCAUCCACCAGAAUUUCCAGUUGUCAAUAACAGUUACUUUGUGACCUAUGAGUUCCUGGGAAGUCCCAAAAGUGCUGACAAAGUAAAUGAACUAAAUGAACCAGGCAACGAAGAAAACAAGGAUGUGGAACGUGAAAAGUCCGCCAAUGCUAAAUUAAGUGAGAAAGACUCACCUUCAUCUCAAGCACUCCCUGAUACAGUUCUUGAUAAUACUGGCAUUAAUAGUGCUCCCAGUGACAAUGAGGAAAACUGGCGUGUAUUCCCUCACAAGGUACCUCAAAAACCAUGGGGAGAUCCUAUAGUAUACAACUAUACCAAGGUUCACACUGUGAAAGACUUGUAUGCUCUCAAGCAAUUGCUACAAAAUGGUCUGACAGUAACUGUAAUAGAAGAAAAGAUCCUGUCAUGGCCUAUCGAGACAGAAGAUGACAAAAUCCCAGAAGCUUCCAUGAAAGAGAAGGUCCAAGAUCCUGGAAAGGUGGGAGGCAAAGGCAGUGCUAAAAAUGCAAAAGGGCAAGACAGCACAAAGGAAAAGAGGAAGUCACCUGUUUCAUUUCGAAGUGAUCCACCCAUUCGGAAAAUACUAGGAAGUUACCAUAUGGAUUUGUACUCCAUUGUAACAGGAAAUCAUAACUACCAGAUGGUUUGUGAUUUAGGAGUUCCCAAGAUUGAGGAAAAACUCAAGUCUCCAACACCAGAGAUAAAGGAAACUAUAAGAGGAAAAGAUGAUAAGAAAAACAGUGCUGUUUCGAAAUCAAGAACAAGUGCGAAAUUGAAAACACCAGACAGCACCGCAGCAGAGGCGCCCGCAGCCGCCCCGGGGGACUUACCUACUGUGGCGAUCCUCGCGAAAAUAAUCUCCAAACUUGAUGCGAAGAUUGAUGCCUUCAUUGAAGAGUCCGGGAGCCGAUGGAAUUCACUCUCGGCCACGUUACAAAAGCACGACCGAGACAUCGAAGAAAUCAAGUGA